AUGGGCAUGAAAGGUAUGGAAACAGAUACGGUGAUAGUAGGUACAGGCCUUGCUGGGCUAACUACUGCGCUUAAAGUGUUGGAGAGGGGUGUUCCUGUUAUUUUAGUGGAGAAGACGGAUAGACUUGGAGGAAACUCUAUGAAAGCAUCCAGUGGAAUUAACGGUACGCCUACUAAAUAUCAAACAGCUAAAGAAGAUGAAGAUUCUGUUGAAUCUUUUGAAAGCGAUACUGUUGUUUCCGGGAAGGGGCUAUCGAAACUAGACUUGGUUGAAGUCUUAGUGCAUCAAUCCAAGAAUGCAAUUGAAUGGUUAACAGAACACAAUAAAAUAGAUUUAUCUGUGGUAACCAAAUUAGGAGGUCAUAGCCAUGCUAGGACCCACAGAGGUAGUGGGAAGUUACCUCCCGGGUUUGCUAUUAUGUCCCUGUUGAUUAAGAGGAUUGAAGAAUAUGAAAGGGAUCAGAAGGUGACUGUUCUUAAGGAGUCAUUGCUAAAUAAGAUCUUGAAAAGUAAUAGUGGCAAUGUUAUUGGAAUUGAAUAUGUUGAUUCAGAUAAGAAGACACGUCACAUAACGUCCAAGAAUGUUGUUUUAGCCACCGGGGGUUACUCUGCUGAUUUUGGCUCGUUAUUAAAGCAAUUUAGACCUGACUUGGUCUCGUUCCCUUCUACCAAUGGGCAACAAACUACAGGAGAUGGUCAAAAAGUUGCUGCUAGAGACGUGGAAGCCAAUUUGAUUCAUAUGGAUCAAGUUCAAGUUCAUCCCACUGGGUUUUUGAAGCUUACUUCUAUAAACGAAAAAUGGAAGUUUCUAUGUGGAGAAUUGAUAAGAGGUAUUGGAGGGUUUCUCAUAUCUCCGGUAACAGGAGAAAGGUUUACUAACGAACUUGGAAGAAGAGAUCAAGUGACGCAAGCAAUUUUGGAUAAUUGUGGAGUUACCACAAGUUUGAGUAAUGACAUUGGCAUAGAAUUGGGAAGAGCUGUUUCGCUAAUUGUGGUUAAUAAAAAUGAUUAUGAAAAGGCAAAGAACCAUAUUGACUUUUAUACUUCGCAAAAGCUUUUACAACGAGGUUCUUUAACAGACAUGGUUCAAUUUUUACGUCGUAUCAACGAUAAAAUCGACGGGAAAGUUGUUUUGAAUACUUUGAUUGACUACAACAAUGCAAUUGCUUCAAAGAAAGAUGACACUUAUGGAAGGAAAGAUUUUGGUUCUACAUUUGAUGAAGAAAAUGAAGAGUAUUAUUUUGGGUUAAUUACACCGGUGGUGCAUUUUUCAAUGGGUGGGAUUGAAAUCAACAAAUAUGGACAAGUCUUGAACAAAGAUCAUCAAAUUGUUCCUAAUUUGUAUGCUGUUGGAGAAGUAAGUGGAGGGUUACAUGGAGGCAACAGGUUGGGAGGAUCAUCGUUAUUAGAAUGCGUUGUAUUUGGCACAGUUGUCAGUGGCAAAAUCACAGGAGAUUAA
Lizanozyma spartinae is the source of this 1458-nucleotide messenger RNA. It is a transcript of the gene OSM1, whose product is annotated as Osm1p. NCBI's taxonomy places the organism in Eukaryota, Fungi, Ascomycota, Pichiomycetes, Serinales, Debaryomycetaceae. The coding region runs from base 1 to 1458 and encodes 485 amino acids. The record is from RefSeq and is a predicted model, not a curated record. Gene Ontology annotation, molecular function: FMN binding; oxidoreductase activity. The transcript has a single exon.